Messenger RNA from Xenopus laevis (African clawed frog), 2878 nucleotides. RefSeq lists its product as uncharacterized. Lineage: Eukaryota; Metazoa; Chordata; Amphibia; Anura; Pipidae. The transcript has 9 exons. Bases 28 to 1455 code for a protein of 475 amino acids. The record is from RefSeq and is marked validated.
CUACAAGGUCCCACUAGUCAGUUCACUAUGGAGAACCCAGGCUUUGAGAUACAAGAAGACGGACACUCACAUACGGCACCUUCUAAAAUUCCACAGAAGAAUAUUUACCCAUAUCCUUAUUCAUUUGAACAGAGUAAGAAAUCCUCUUGUUCCCUGAUGAAGAUCUUCUUGGUUUGCUUUUUGGCAUGUCUGAUAACCACGGCCAUUGGAGUGUUGAUAUUAUCUUUAGUUUAUUUGGGACAAAUUGGUCCCAAAACUGGUGAAGACAUGAUGGACUCCACGGUGCAGGAAAAGCCUUCACAGAAUAAAGCGGAAAGUCGAUUCAGUUUUAUGAAUCAUCUCAGUUCAUCUAAGGUUUUUACAUUUGAAGGGGGUGCCAUCCAGUGGGCACGAUUCAGGGAAGACCCAAAGGAUUACUCUACUGAGGCAGAAAUGAGGUUUGGAACUAGUAUCAACAAACGUCAAUCCAAAAUGACUUUGGGCACCUUACGGAUUGUAAGCCAAGGACUAAGAGUCCCACACUGGCAUUUUAAUGCAAAUGAACACGGGUACCUGCUCCAGGGUAAAGCAUGGAUUGGGGUUGUAGACGAAGGAGGAAAUACAGUCACCACGUACAACGUUACUGCUGGCCAGGUCAUUUUCUUUCCAAAAAACACUCUGCACUGGGUGAAGAGCGUGGGCACUGAAGACUGCCUUUUUGUCCUCUUUUUCACGACUCAUGAUGAACUAAAAACCCUUGAUGUAGAUGAUGCUUUUUUUGGGACUCCCGAAGAUAUUGCUUCAAGAUCAUUAAAGCCGGAAGGAGGAGUGCAGUUUAUCAGGACCUUUGAGAAGCCAAUAGAAGAUCAAGCAGUAAACCUCCCUGCAAACCUGAAAGAGCUGAUAAAUAACGCAAGCUACGAUCAGUCGGCCAACUCUUCUGUCUGGAAGUACUUUUAUGAUCUGAAAGGCUCCAAAGAAUUUGUCUUCCCGGGUGGGAUCAUUCAGUGGGCGCGGUAUCGCAAGAAUGGCGUUGGCUUAAAUGAGAAUGAACAAAUCUACAGUGAAUCUUUAAAUCAGAAUGCUGAAACGCUCACCCUCGGGACAUUACUGAUAAACUCAAAUGGCCUUAGGCAGCCACACUUUCACUUCAAUGCUCAUGAGAUGGGAUAUGUCAUCAGCGGAUGUGGUCAGAUUGGAAUUGUAGGGGAUGAGCCUGUCCCUGAGUUUUCCGUGGGCAUCGGUGAUGUGUUUUUCUUUCCAAUUGGGACACAGCAUUACAUCAAGAGCACGUGCAGUGAAGAUUUAUUGAUGAUUCUGGCCUUCAGCACUGGAAACCAGCUACAAACCCUUGAUAUGGAUGAUUAUUUCCAUGCUACCUCUGAUCACAUCCUCGCUCAGCUUUUUCUAAAGAAACAAAAAGAAUUCAAGAAGAUCCCAGUAUUCACAGUGGACCAGGCUGUGAACAUACCUUAAUUCCAGAUUAGCCAUUCCCCUUCACAUUGCCUUCUCUAUAGGAGCUAGAAUGCAGCUCUGAUGUCUAUCUGUAUCUAUCCGCACACAGAUUGCCUGGUGGUGAUGCAGAACUUCAGCUUUGGUUAAAUUGACUAGACCUUUUCAUUAAUGCUCAAAGACUCAUGCACAAGAUAGAAUGUUCAUAAAAAAAUCCUUCUACUUCUGCUUCAUAGAUUAGCAUUUCAGGAGUCUGGUCAUGGUAAUGUUAGCAACAAAGGUCAUACCAGUUUUCUCUUUGGAACUCAAUGCUAGCACAUUUCAUGAAUAAUCUUGCAGUUAUAUCUUAGGUAUUUAUCUUAUUAUAAAAGAAAAGACCAGCCCAGGUCCUCCAAGAGAUCACUCAUCAUGUGAAAAAGAGUGGAUUUUUUAUGUUUUUAUAAAGGAAAAGACCAACAUCUAGGUCCAUCUUGCCAACCCCAUUACUCAUCUCUGUGAAAAGACUAGAUUUUUUUGUUUUUAUAAAGGAAAAGACCAGCAUCUGGGUCCACCUAGAACUACCCAUUGCUCAUCUCUGCAAAAAGACUAGUUUUUAAAAAAUGUUUUUUAUAAAGGAAAAGAACAGCAUCUAGGUCCACCUAGCCAACCCCUUUACUCAGUUCUGCAAAAAGACUAGAUUACUGAUUAUUCGAGUUGGCUCCUUGAAUAUUGAAAAUUGUAGAUGUCGUUAUCUGGGUAUAAGUAGCUAUCGCUAGCACAUUUGAUGCAUGAUCUUGCAGUCAUAUCUUAGGUAUUAAUGUUUUUAUAAAGGAGAAGACCAGACCCCUAGACCAGGUCCACCUUUAACUUCCCACUGCUCAUCUCAUUCGAGUUGGCUCCUUGAAUACUGAAAAUUGGAGAUGUCAUUGACUGGGGUAUAAGAAGCCAUAGUAAUCACAUCAAUAUCUGCUUUCAGAAGAGGCUAAAGAUUAAGCAAAUACAGGUUGGUGGCCCAAAUUGGGCAAUUGUUUGUCCUUAAGGCCAAUAAUGGGAUCAGAUUAAGGUCUUUGAAGACUGGUUAGCAGGGUCAGACUAGGGUUCCGGGGUCCACCUGGGUUCCAACUUCAAGUGCCCCCAUUGCAACAUGAAUGAUGUACACCUCAACACCCAAUGUACAGUACUCCCCCCUCUGUGCCGCCAAACCGCAUAACUUGUAUAUAGUAACAGACGAGACGGGCCUGGGUCAAAGGGGCCCACCAGGUUUUUUCCCGGCGUUCCGCUGGUCCAGUCCAACCACGCUUGCGGGAACUGAGGUGGUCUGCUCUGCUUCAAACUUUUCUCCAGAGAACACUGCCUCCAGUGGGGGGGGGGCUUUUGGAGACAAGUACCCUAGUUUAUCAUACUGACCAGGCCAAGAUCUGGUUUCUACAACACGGACAGCUGAACCCUAUGACUAACAGGAGGCUGG